GGGGCCAGCCUGAUGCCCUGCCUCUGUGUGAGGGGGCCAGCCUGAUGCCCUGUCUCUGUGUGAGAGGGGGCCAGCCUGAUGCCCUGUCUCUGUGUGAGGGGGCCAGCCUGAUGCCCUGCCUCUGUGGGGCCAGCCUGAUGCCCUGUCUCUGUGUGAGAGGGGGCCAGCCUGAUGCCCUGUCUCUGUGUGAGGGGGCCAGCCUGAUGCCGUGUCUCUGUGUCCACCUGUGUAGCUCUCACCUGUUGCUGCGUCGUGCAGCGGUGGCCUGUCUGAGACAGCUGGCCCAGAGAGAGGCUGCGGAGGUCUGUGAGUACGCCAUGAGUCUGGCCCGCAACAAGGACAGCACGGACUCAACCACCGUCAAUCUGAACAUCACAGAGACUGGUUUGGAGGGGGUUCUGUUUGGAAUGCUGGACCGGGAGACGGACAGGAAGCUUUGUCACGACAUCCAUGACACUCUGGGCCACAUGCUCUCCUCGCUCGCCGUGGACAAGCUCUCUCAUUGGUUGAAGCUCUGCAAGGAUGUCCUGGCUGCUACGACAGGUCACAGUCUGUGAAACUUGACUUAACUAAGUGUUUGGU
Molecule: messenger RNA, 582 nt
Organism: Oncorhynchus nerka (sockeye salmon)
Lineage: Eukaryota; Metazoa; Chordata; Actinopteri; Salmoniformes; Salmonidae
Product: HEAT repeat-containing protein 5B-like
Exons: 4
Biological process (GO): retrograde transport, endosome to Golgi; endocytosis; intracellular protein localization
Cellular component (GO): endocytic vesicle; Golgi apparatus; membrane
Source: RefSeq, a predicted model, not a curated record